AGUAGGCACACGGUUAAUAUUAUGGGAAACACACAUUUUUUGCCAAAGUCUUCAAACAAAUCCCAAAAAGUAAUUGGUAAUUAUUAUUGAGAAUUCGUUUGGUUUCGUGCUGAAUAUUUUGGUUAAAUAGCCCCGCCCACUCAACAUAUACGAUAAACAACUCUUGAGGGCAGUAUAACCAAAUUCUGUUCUCGACUUUUUUGCAGUAACAUGACUGAUCAAUUUUGUCGUCUGCAUCCGAAACGAAGUUGUUGUUGCACUCCCUUUAGUUUAUUAGAAUCUGAUCUGCAUGGAUCUAUCUGAGGACGGCGACAGUAUCGAUAAAGAUGAAUGCCUCAAACACUACCACGACGAGAUGCUUCACCAGGCGGAAUUGCAAUGUGAGAUGACAAUACGUCAAGCAAACACCAGGAAACUAACUGAAGACGUUCAAGAAUUAGCAAAGGAGGUCAAGGCGGAGUUACUGAUAGAGAAAUGGGGUAGUACACUGAAGUCAAUGAAGAGUGAUGGAUCGCAGUAUGAAAAGCCUGAACAGCGGACUAAUGCACUGUGUAUGGAGGUAGCUGCAAACCCAGAUACACUGGAUGAUGUCCUAAUGAAGCUUCAAUACCAGAAGGCUAAACUCCAGUCAGAGGUCACAGAGGUUAUGUCAAAGUUGAAAGGUUAUGAGACCAUGUGAUGAUGAUCAUUAUUUUACCAAGGUCUCCAUAGAGCACAGACUAAGUGUCUUCAAGAUGACUGUCUCAGCCGGAGUGUAUGCUGACCAAUGCUGACCAAGCAAGACAUCAAUCCUAUUUUGGUCUCAAUUCAAGAACUGACUCCGCGGUAGUGCAGUUAAUUACGAUCCUAUUUAAGCUAAGGUAGUAGUCCCAGCCAAU
This is a messenger RNA of Asterias rubens (European starfish), 878 nucleotides long. RefSeq lists its product as uncharacterized. The coding region runs from base 290 to 679 and encodes 129 amino acids. Lineage: Eukaryota; Metazoa; Echinodermata; Asteroidea; Forcipulatida; Asteriidae. The record is from RefSeq and is a predicted model, not a curated record. The transcript is spliced from 4 exons.